Molecule: messenger RNA, 2711 nt
Organism: Cottoperca gobio
Lineage: Eukaryota; Metazoa; Chordata; Actinopteri; Perciformes; Bovichtidae
Gene: gng4
Product: G protein subunit gamma 4
Exons: 3
Coding region: 486-713 (75 amino acids)
Biological process (GO): G protein-coupled receptor signaling pathway
Cellular component (GO): heterotrimeric G-protein complex
Molecular function (GO): G-protein beta-subunit binding
Source: RefSeq, a predicted model, not a curated record
CUGUGUCGGUGCGUUUAGGGCCGGUUUGUACAGUAGAAACGCGUCCUGGCUUGUUGCUGCUGCAGCUCCUGGUCUACUGAUCGAGUGCUCCCUGCCCCACAGCCUGUAUCUGAUCGUCAUACAGAGGUUUCCCCCCCUGCUGCAUGCGUAACAUCUCUCCAAGUCCAGCCGUGGUGCUCACCAAGACCUCGCCGCUUGGAUCUCAUCUUCCUACACGGAUUACGCACGACUCACACUGAGCGAACCGCUGAGGCGAAAUUAAAACGCCAGGAUUCACCUCCUCGGGUUCAGUCCAGACCGAAACGAGGCUGGGAUUUCCUCUUAUCAUUUCAUAUUUGACAGAUCCUCUUUGUGUGUGCGCGUGUGUGUGUGUGUGUGUGUGUGUGAGAGUGUGUGUGUGUGUGUGUGUGUGUGUGUGUGUGUUGGGUGGAGUCAACCCGGAAUUUCUCCAAAUUGGAAAACCAUUGGCACAUUUCAGGAGCACCAUGAAGGACGGUAUUGCCAACAACAGCACGGCCAGCAUCUCCCACGCCAGGAAAGCUGUGGAGCAGCUGAAGAUGGAGGCCUGCAUGGAUAGGAUAAAGGUCUCCAAAGCGGCAGCAGACCUGAUGGCGUACUGCGACGCCCACAUACGCGAUGACCCCCUCAUCAUGCCCGUCCCCGCCUCCGAGAACCCUUUCCGGGAGAAGAAGUUCUUCUGCUCCAUCCUCUGAUGACCUGCUAGUAGAGCUGUACGGUUGCAGGCACGGCGUCGCCUGUCUUCUCUGUCUUCACCACACCUGAAGCUACUGGCCAUAGGCGUUGAGUUGAGUUUUGCCAGGUGGACACUCUGUUGUUGAUCAGCUUUGUCCUGGUGGCUGAAGGUUUUGGGGGAGUCAGCUACCAAACUGGCAACCCAGUGAGCGUAUCAUGUCUUGUUAAAUAGGUUUGUUAUUGCUUUGUUAUUAGAGAACAGCCUUGCUCAGUGCUUAAUAAGAUGAGAGAUGUUUUUUUUCUUUUCUUUUUUCUUUUGUUGUGCUAGAUCUUAACAUGCUUCAGGAAACAUAAAUUUACCCAGUGUUUUUUUAAUUUUAUUUCCCUUCCAUUUAUCUGAAUAAAAACAUUAAUCUUUAUAUUAUCUUGAACAUAAUUUGAGUUAUUACUUUCAGUGCACAGGUUUAACUAUUUGUAAGAACACUUACUGAUAGUACGACUGAAAUUUGACAAUUCCCUCUUUUAAUUUGCCUCCAGAGUCAUAAACAAUUUACCCGCUCGUAUUAGUGCUGCAGUACAGUCACAUUAGAGCCCAGAAACAGAAUCCUUAUCUCGCGUAGUAAAUUAUUUCAGUUUGUGGCAACUGCUCUGGUAAUAAGAAGGAGGUGUCUGCACAUCAGUUCUGCUGCAAAUAAAUAAAUAGACUCUAUUUAUUGAAAGUUGCCGAGCUAAUGUUUUACCAGCGAGAUGAGUCCUUCAGGGUUAUCACUGUGCAAGCAACCCUUAGGUCAAAAAUUAUUUAUGAAUCUGCCACUACCAUCCCAGACCCGCGCUAAUGCAUUCUAUCUUUGCUGCACUGUUUGAUUUACUCUUCAUAUACUUCAUCCACUUCUAAUUAGAGACAAUAUCCAGUUAAUCCUGCGGCCCACGACUGGAAUAUUUUUACAAGUCACAGGACAUCUUUUCCUUUUAUUUCCUUAACCGCCUCAUUUGUUUUCUGGGCAUGUUUCCUGAGCCUCAUUCUUUUUGCCUGUCCUAGAGUGAAUGGCAAGGCCUUUGACAUUAAUGCCAAAACCAGAGGCCUGCAUGUUUCUCCGCUCCUUUUUGACAGCCUCCUCUGUUUCCGAGGGACCGUCCGUCUUUUAGAGUGUACAGUAUGUUACAGUGCCAAUUUCUGUGAGAGCGGUGUGAUCUUCACACUACGUGCUCCCGCAGCCUUCUUUCCGUUUGGUUUAUUUUUGGAAGAAAAAGCACACUGUCGAAACAUUUCCUUUACAAGGUAGUCCAAUAGCAUUUGCUAAUUUUUACGAUGAAUUGUUAUGAUCGUUAUUAAUAUUGUUAUUAUUAUCAGUAGUAUUAUUGAAUAUUUGUUGCACAGCACUGACAGCUACAUGACGUGUAGUGCUACUAAGCUUGUAUGAUACUUAGGAGAAAAAAAACAACAUUUAUAAAUCAUGCAACUAUUGAUACUAUCUGAGUAUUUUUAAAAAAUAAUGGUAAGGGUCGGUUUACAUAUUAUGAUCCCUUUCGGUGGUUCAGGCUUUUUGCAUCAUCGUUUCUGUAAAAAAGAAAUUUCCUCUUGGUACUUGAACAGCCAUCGCAUUAGGAAUCAAACUGGACUUUCACAAACUAUUGGACUCAAAUUGUUUUCAGGAUAAUUAUUGUAUUUCCUAAAUAAAAAAAAACUGAGACUGACCUCAGGGCGCUCCCACUGACCUCAUCUUAAGGAUGGUGCCAAAUCUGAAACAAGAAAUAUAACGUCUAGAGAUGAAUAUUGCAUGGAUUUAUUUCUAUCUAUGACAGAGAGAACUAUUAUGAUAUGAAAUAUUGCCUCUUCGUUGACUUUCUGGGUGCUACUCUGCACAUAAUAAUCUCAUUGGAGUCCGGAUAUGUCGACAAUGUGCAGCUGUAUUCAUGAAUGGUAUUAUCGUUUUGGUUAAAAAAAAAUAGCAUUUAAAUAGCAGGCUUUGUAAAUCCUUUGAUGGAUCAAAUGAAUUAAAGGAAAACGGCAACCCCAA